AUGAACGGUUCCUUAACGUUCAACAUCCUCAUCAACAAAUUCAGAAGCUUGCAUCUUUGUCUUGGAAAAAUCGUAGACGCAGACUUGGUAAAGUUUAUCGAAACUGAGGUCGCUGUGCUGAGUGAAAAAAUAAAGAUUCAAGACAAAAAGCAAUCAGAUGAGACAAAUCUAGUAAGAAACGGCUUGAAAAGCGUUCAGGAAGCCAUAGAGGAAUUCAAAAAUGAAGUCAAUAAGACUUUAGAGUCCUUAAAACAGUCCCAUGACAAAUUUGGUCAAAGAGUAGACAAGCUUAGCGAAGCAACAUCUGCUGUUGCAGAGGAUUUGGGAACUUUGAAGAUUGAUCAACAAGACCUUGAAAUCAAAGUUGAAGGUAUUAGAGAAAACCAAGAAAUACUUGUCAAAAGAGUUAACACAGGAGAAGAAAGGUAUGCGAGGGUGGAUCAGAGGAUAGAGGAUUUGGAAAAUGCAAUAGAAUCCAGAAGUCAUCAGCAACCAGUUAUUACAUUCCAAGCUCCUAAUCGUAUUCCGUGUUUUCAUGGCCGUGCUAACGAGAUGUCUACUUUAGCAAAGCCACUUGAGGAGAAAAAUGCUGAAUGCAGUAUGAUGAUAGUUUAUGGUCUUGGUGGGACUGGCAAAACCUCGCUUGCUAUUGAACACAUUUGGAAGAACAAAGAAGUCUACAGUGGUGGGGUGUUCUGGAUAUCAGGUGAAAGUAAUGCGCUAUUUGAGCUUUCCGUAAGGGAAAUGGCUCGACGAAUAGGAACUUUUGAUGAGGAAUUUAAAACAACUUUGUCAAAAACAUUAGAUUGGUUGCAGAAAAGAAAUGAGUACUGGUGUCUGGUGAUCGACAACCUGGACGAGCUUGAACUUUCAACUGAAAUGUUGAAACUUUUGCGUGGCCACUGGAAACGGCAAGCCGCAGGGGACAUCUUAAUUACCACUAGGAGAGAAAGGCGUCUUUUAGAAGAGGAAAUAUUUGACGUUUUAGGCACAAAUUUCAUUGAGUUGAAGAAUCUUUCCGAAGCUGAAGGAGUGGAGUUCAUGAAGAUUAGAACUGGUAGAAGUGACCCAAGAGAUGAUACAGUGAUUCGUGAGCUGGUUUUAGAGUUGGGAACUCUCCCUCUAGCCCUGGACCAAGCAGCCGCCUUUGUUAAGAAUAGGAAAGAAAUUACCUUCUCACAAUAUCUUGAUGAAUACAAGAAAAAAAAGUUGAACACACUGAAGAGAUCCAAAGCUUAUUAUCCAGUUCAAGACACUUCAAAGGACCGUAUCGCUGUGCAUACUACGUGGCAACUCAACUUUGAUUAUGUAACCCGAAUGUCUGAGGAAUAUGGUAUUGGACGGGCAGCGGCUCUAGUCAUGCAAGUGUCUGCGUUCCUAUCGCCUGAUGACAUCCCACGAGAAGUUAUUAACCAAGGCUUACCCUUAGUAGAUGAUGAAGACCUUCGAGAUUGUCUAUCAUCUUCUUUUGGAGUAACUGACAUAGUGAGUGUGCUUACCAAGUUUUCGCUGUUCCAGACAUUCACAGAAAAGUCUUUCUGUGUUCAUCGGCUGGUACAAGAGGUGAUCCGAAGCAGAAUCAGUCAAGAACACCUAAAGCAUGUCCUUGUUUGUGCUUCUAGGAUGUUGAGUUACGCGUUUACUAAGACGAGCUCGCCAGUUGAAGUCUGUAAGAGUUUUGAAGGCGAUUCCGUUUUCAGACAAGACAAUUCCCCUUCAUUACAUUUAUGGGGAAAACUUGGUGCUCAUGCUUCCGUUCUACAGAAUUAUUUGAUUGACAAUUCUCAGAAGGAUGCUAUGUUCCGCCAAGAAGUACUUUACACAGAAGAGUCAGCUUCACUGCUGAAUGAGGCGUCCUUAUAUCUCAGUGUUUGUCGCCAAAAAGUAGAAGCUAUGAAAUUUCAAGAAUUAAAGAUAGAGAUUUUCACAAAAAUGGAAAUACCUUUGUCACAAGAAAGCCUAAAUAGGCUCACGUUCUUUCAAGUUCCAUUGAAAACAGUUCAAUUCAAAUUGAUUUCGCAUUGUAUGGGGAAACAAGAUACUAUUUCUGAAGAGGAUGCUGCAGAAGAGUUGGAAUCCACUAACUUUAAUACAGAAAAGGCCAACAGUUUGAGAGAAAAAGGCAAUGAAGCUGUAAGACAACAGAACUACGAAGAGGCCAUCCGCAUUUACACGCAAGCUAUGGAGUUUACCAAAGAUGAUCCUCGAUUGUAUAGCAAUCGAGCACUUUCGUAUUUAAAAGUCGGAAAACCAGAAAAGGCGUUACAAGACUGCGAAAAUUGUUUAAAGUUGGAAGAAAGGAAUGGUAAAGCAUUGAUGCGGAAAGCAUGGGCUUUGUAUGAGCUUUCUAAAACACACGAAGAAAAGUUUAAAGGAAGAAUGAGAGCUGCUGCUGCUCUUGCUGUCUAUUUUGAUCCCACCGUCACAAAUGAUAAACAUUUUAAAGAGAUGUUUCCAAGAUUGAUUUUCGAAGAAAUUAAUAAUACCCUGCAGCUAGCUGGAGCAUUCAUGCUGUCUAUUCCCAAUAAGACAUUAUUACUUCACGAAGGAUGUUAUGAUUUUGAUUCGGCAACGAUUGAUGAAGACCUUCAAAUAGUUGCUCUAAGCAAAGGUGUCAAGUUGAAGUUUUCUUCUUUCAACAUUUUUGGUUGUCGUUUUUAUGGAGAGGGCAUAGAGGUUUCUAAGGACAGUGGAAGUUUAAUUUGCCGAUCUAAAGCUUCUCUUAGUCUGUGUAAUUGCAAAUUAUCUGGAGGUUUUAGUAGUUGUGAAGAUUUCCCAGAUUGCAACGGUGGACCUGGAUGUGUUGCCGUCCAGUUUACUGGAGGUAAGCUUUGUGAUCGUACAGAGAAAUAUGGAGUUGGUGUAUCUGGUAUAUCGGGCUUUGGUACUGUUCAAGUCCUUGAAGGUGGUACUGGCUACAUAGAAAACUGUGAUAUUGUACAGUGCGGGGGAGGAGGUGUCCUAUGCCAUGGAGAUAGCUCUAGUGUAUUUGUAAAGACGUGUCGGGUACACAAAAACAGGCAGGCUGGACUUGAAGCUCGUGAAGGGGGUCGUCUAGUUGCAAUCGAUAAUGAUGUCUACACCAACGGAUUUCAUGGAAUUUUACUUGGUCCUUCUGCUGGUAAAUGCGAAAUUACUGGCAACAGAAUACACGAAAACAAUAGGGAAGGAAUCUUUGUUCUCCAGACAACUGACCAGGAAAUCUUUAUAACGAGAAAUCGUAUUUUCCACAACUUGCCUUUUGGAAUUUCUUUAGAGAGGUGCCAAGUGAAAAUAGAAAAUAACGAGAUAUUUGAGAAUGGUUUUUAUGGGAUUCUUGCCAACACCUUGACGACAGCUGUCGUGGAAAAUAACGAUAUUUACAGCAACAAGUGUGGUGGUAUAAUCAUUGGCAUCAACUUUUCCGGCCGUAUUGUCAUUAACUCGAAUAUUGUUCGAGAUCACAAUGGUCCUUGGCUUCAAUUUGAGGAUGCUUCUAUUUCUGUACCUGGCAUUAUUGGUGGAACAGAGCGUAAUAAGCCUUGUUAUCUCCCAAAAGGAGAGACUGCCUUUUAUACAACACAACCAGUUGUUGCAAACAACGAAAUAAGAAACAACAAAGAGAUGCUAUUUCACCCAAAAGAUAAAAUGGAAUCAGUUCAGAACGAGUGUGGCUUUUGUCGUAGCUCCAAGAAUCUUCAAAGAUGUUCAGGGUGUAACAUAGCGUUAUAUUGCAACCCGACUUGUCAAAAAAGACACUGGGCCAAACACAGACCAUUGUGUUGCGCUUUGAAUGAUCAAUAUUCUGUACUUGUGGAACCCAAGAGCUAUACUUCUUCUGAUUCAGUCAAGGUUAGGACAUUUGGUGCACAUUUAAAGGGCAUUGGGAAAGGACCAAGACCAGAUCCACAGAGCAAGCAACGGUUUAUUGUAAAAGUUCAAACUAGGCAUAAUAAUUGCCAUCCUCUUCAGAUACUAUCCGUUUAUGACAAGAGCCUUUCCAUUGAUGGUUAUUUUCAAAGUCCUGAAGUAUUUAACGUGAUAAUGGAGUGUGGAGUUCUUGGACAAAUGUCCAAAUUUACCAGCAAAAAGGCUUACUUUUAUGCAAGGUUUGCCGAUGGCGGGAAAAAACUUAACAUUUAUUUGGGGCACUUAGCACCGUAUCAGGAAUGGUAACAUUUUAUAUAUUACUAGGAGUAUACCAAUGAAUCAUAUCACAAAGCAGGCAAUUGCAAAAAUGUACGUGCAUCGGCCGAAAAGUGCGCGCGCUUUAAUAUUCGUUCGUGUGAAGAAGAUGUGUUUAAAAAAAACACUGUGGAGAGGUCACUUACUUGAAUGAUGCAAACUAAGCUUAGGACGUUAGUCUAUCCUUCAACACCACCACUCACUACAUUUCUGGAUUAGUACACAACUGCUCAGUGUUUUAUUAUCUUUGAGAUGAAAGGGUGGAAGACUACACACUUAUUUGUCGGGAGGAGAAUGGGUAAAGAUAGGAAAAACGGUAACCACAUUGGUGACUUGUGAACAUCAGUGAACAUACAAAAUUACAUUGUAUAGAGAACACAUGUAAAAAAGGUGAAUAUCAACUGCAACAAAUUGAUAGUCAUCUUAUUCCAGGCAGCUUUUUAGACCAGGAAGUCGUAGAUGAGGAGGCAGCAUGGUCGAGUGGUCAUAGCGUCGGUCUCGCAAUCCGGUGGUGCCGGGUUCGAGUCCCGCUGUGGCCACUAGCUGAGACUGUAUUUGUUCCGAUUCCUGAUUAGUUCAGAUUCAGUUUCUCGACCAUGCUUGUUAAUAGCCAACUGGUUUGCCUCCUUGCCAGUUGGGAUUCUUAACAUCAUUGCUUUAUGUUCAUUUAAUCUUUCAUUUCAGUUUGCUAAUCGUAGGAGGGCCAUAAUGGAAACUACUGGGUCACCAGUAAUGUAUGUCACCCUCGUUAAAUAAAGUCAAUUUAUUUAUUU
Molecule: messenger RNA, 4937 nt
Organism: Actinia tenebrosa (Australian red waratah sea anemone)
Lineage: Eukaryota; Metazoa; Cnidaria; Anthozoa; Actiniaria; Actiniidae
Cellular component (GO): protein folding chaperone complex
Molecular function (GO): protein binding
Source: RefSeq, a predicted model, not a curated record